AUGGCAUGGACAUGUUCCGGUGUAACCAAUGCCGGUAUGAUUCAACGUUUAGAAGCGGCUUCGCUGUUAGUCACGCCUGCCGUUAUCGAGGCCUUUCGUCGUGUUGAUCGCGGCUGGUUUUUGCCGCAUUCGCCACCCGAAGUGGCAUACAGCGACCAGCCCGUUCCCAUUGGAUACGGCGCAACCAUCAGUGCACCCCACAUGCACGCCAUUAUGGUGGAGAUCAUCGCUCCAUUUCUCCUCCGAACCCCAGAGGGCGUAAAGCCAGCCACGGUGUUGGACGUUGGUAGCGGAAGCGGAUACCUCACAGCCGUCCUUGCGGAACUUUGCAGUGGUAGGGGAGGAACUGUAAUCGGAGUAGAACACAUCUCGGAACUGGUGGUUCGAUCAACAGAAGUGGUGAAUAAGCAUUUUCGGUCGUGGGUGGAGGAAGGGCGAAUUAAGUUCAUUGAAGGAGAUGGUAGGAAUAUAACCGGACUUCUCGGGCAGAAAGUGCCUGACUUUGAUGUUAUUCAUGUUGGAGCUGCUGCGGCAACAGUGCCGCAGGUUUAUAUUGAUGCAUUAAAGCCAGGCGGAUGCCUCGUUAUUCCUGUUGGAAGAGAGGGCGAGGCACAAACUUUGCGCGUUUACACGAAGGAUAUGGACGGUCACAUCUCCUCCACUAACCACGGUGGAGUACGAUUUGUCCCACUGACAUCAGCGAAGCACCAAAGGGGAGGUAUUUAG
Trypanosoma brucei brucei TREU927 is the source of this 726-nucleotide messenger RNA. Its product is annotated as protein-L-isoaspartate, putative. NCBI's taxonomy places the organism in Eukaryota, Euglenozoa, Kinetoplastea, Trypanosomatida, Trypanosomatidae. Gene Ontology annotation, cellular component: cytoplasm. The transcript has a single exon. Gene Ontology annotation, molecular function: protein-L-isoaspartate (D-aspartate) O-methyltransferase activity. Gene Ontology annotation, biological process: protein modification process. The record is from RefSeq and is a predicted model, not a curated record. Bases 1 to 726 code for a protein of 241 amino acids.